This is a messenger RNA of Vigna unguiculata (cowpea), 1668 nucleotides long. RefSeq lists its product as uncharacterized. Lineage: Eukaryota; Viridiplantae; Streptophyta; Magnoliopsida; Fabales; Fabaceae. The record is from RefSeq and is a predicted model, not a curated record.
UCUUCUCACAUUUUUCUCUUACAUUCUCUCUUUUUCGCUCUCUCUCUCUCUCUUCCUUCUCUCUCAUCUUCUCUGUUCUCUCUCUACCUCAUCUCUUAUUUUGUUUUUAUUAAAUCUUGAUAAUUGCCAGAUUCCGGCCACAAGUUUCUCUCGUCCCUGUCUCUCUCUCCCAUCACAUCGUCUUCACCAUAGCGUGCCCCAUCCGUUUUGUGUCAAUUUAUCCUUUUACCCCCUGUAUUUUCAAAAUUUACCUUUUUACCCCUCACUUUUCACCAGAAGAUAGAUAAAUAAUUACCGUUGUUUUUUUCUUUUUUUUUUAUUGUUUGAAAACAAAACUAUUUGUGUCAGUUUUGUUUUGAGGGUGGUUUGGUAGUGACGUGGCAUGCGGAUAGAAAGCCAUGAAUACCAAAACGAUGCGUCUCCCCCCACGUCGUGUGUUGACACCUACCAAUAAGCGCAAAGAGAGAGAUGACCCAUUUGACAGGCCCAAGCCCAUACCCGCACCACCCACCACCAAAAUACUCAAGCCAGAUAGGCCCGUCGACCCGAUCACCGCCACCAGCAAAGCCGUCUUCGUGGAGCCCAAGCCCUCCAACCAACUCUUAGCGGGCUACCUGGCCCACGAGUUCCUCACCAAAGGCACCCUACUGGGUCAGCCCUGGGCCCCACCAAAAGGAAAGUCGACGGAGGACGGCGGCGAAGAAGCAGAGCCUACGGCGGCGCCGCCGCCGUACCAGCGGACGGAGCAGGAGCGGGAAAGAUCGGAGACCGCUUGUGUGAUCCUUGCAACAAGAUCUUCAAGUUUAUCCGAUCAAUUUUUCCAUUUGAUAUUUCUAUGUAUAGAUAGAGUAUCACGUGGUUUGGGGAAGGUUUUGGUGUUGUUAGAGUCAGACGAGCUUUUCACUAGUGUUGAGCCCCAUAAUGUUGUCGCUGAACGCUAAUUUUUACAAGUUGAUUGGCGUUGAGCGCUGGAUAUGUGACGUUGAGCGUUGGAGACCACUGUAGACCUGGGAGCAUUUUAGCUUUAUGGCGUUGAGCACUGACAUUCUAGCAUUGGGCACCCAUUUUUAUGAGACAAAUGGCGCUGAGUGCUGAGAUGUUGGCACUAGGCGCCCAUUUUUACAAGGCAAAUGGCGGUUAGUGUCAAAUAUGUCUUAUUUUGCCUGUUUUUCAUUGUUUGGUUGUAUUUGGGUGUUUUGUGUUUGAAAUGAAGCAUAUUUAUGGUUCUUGUUAUGAUGAAUUGAAUAGAAUCUGUUGUGGUAAGCAUAUAAGAUGAAGUUGGAGGAUUUCAAGGGAAAUUCUUAGUGAUGGUAUUAUUAGUGUAUGCAUUGAUAAAUGAGAUGUCUAGAAGGAGGUAUUUUGAACUCUAAUAAUCAUUCACACUCAAAUAGAGUAUAAUAAGUUAUGUAGUGAGAGUAUCAAGAAAUCUUAACCAUUGGACUUGUUCUUUGGUCUUAAGCAUGAAAGGGAUUAAUCUUUUGUGGUUGACUGAUAACCCCAUGUGGCUUUGAACUUUGCGGAGUCUAGAAACCAUCACAAGUGCACACUUUGAUGAAUCCUAUAUCAAUGACAUGUAUCGGGAUAAUUGAGUUUAGUGUCAACUACUAUUUGUGUAUAAUCAUGUAUUGUUAAUAUAUUGAUGCUAAAGUGAUAUGAUUUAUUUUCUUA